Messenger RNA from Saprolegnia diclina VS20, 1251 nucleotides. RefSeq lists its product as hypothetical. Bases 25 to 1047 code for a protein of 340 amino acids. Gene Ontology annotation, molecular function: zinc ion binding; ubiquitin protein ligase activity. Gene Ontology annotation, cellular component: cytoplasm. The transcript is spliced from 6 exons. Lineage: Eukaryota; Oomycota; Saprolegniomycetes; Saprolegniales; Saprolegniaceae. The record is from RefSeq and is a predicted model, not a curated record.
AUUUGCGGGAGUUUUUAAAGUGCGAUGGCGGAAACGGGCGGUGCAGCGGCGGACGAGGAUGAGAUGACGUACGAGACGUACGAAGAGGUUCGCCGCGAGCAAGCGCUCGUGGACGACGAGGUCAACUUGCUCUUCGGCAUGGCCGACGUCGACCACUGCUCGUAUGAGCACGGCUACAUGCGCCAAUUCCUGCACGCGUGCCUCACCUGCGCGCCUGCUGGCACGGCCGCUGGCAUUUGCCUUGCGUGCAGCUUGACGUGCCACGCCGACCACGAACUCGUCGAACUGUACACGAAGCGCCACUUUCGCUGCGACUGCGGCACGUCCAAGUUUCCAAACGUGCCGUGUACGCUGUACGAAGGCAAGGACAAAACCAACGGCGAGAACGCGUACGGCCAAAACUUUGGCGGUCUCUUCUGCUCGUGCCACCGCCCGCACCCGGAUCCGGAUUGGGAAGGCUCGGACGAGACCAUGAUGCAAUGCAUCGUUUGCGAAGACUGGUACCACGAAGUACACCUUUUUGAUGAGGACGGAGGGGCGACCCAGGAACCUCCUGCGUCGUUUGACGAGCUCAUUUGCCGCGACUGCAUGGCAAAGCACGGCUUUUUGUACAAGUACAUUGACGUGGCAGCGUCCGAGACCGCUAUGACGCCGUGCCGACUGCCGACGACGACGCCAACGACGACGUCGGGCCCGACGUUUUGGCAGGACGGGUGGCGCCAACGACUCUGUCGCUGCGAGGCUUGCGUGCGCCGCUACGAGGACGCCAAGGUUGCGUUUCUUCUCGACGAGAAUGACCCGCUGUCCACGUACGAAGCCAACGCCAAAGCGGCGGGCGAAGACUUGAUCACCGCGGGUAAAAAAGCCUUGGUGGCCAAGCUCAGCCACACGCAGCAGAUCGAGAUGGCGAUGGGCGUUGCCCACAUGACGUCGUCGCUCAAGGACUUCCUCAGCGACUUUGCACAGUCGGACCGGGCGGUCAAGGCCGAGGACAUCCACGCGUUCUUCGAGACGCUGCAGCAAAACAAGCGGCAGAAGCGAGAGUGAUGCUCUGUGAGGUACCACAACGACUCGGACAGGGUGCUUAUAAUUGGCUCUGAAAAGCGAACUGGAGUUAAGAGGCAACGAAAUGCAAUUUCAGAUGUUGUGCCAGACCGUACACGUCGCCUAGCAACAGUCGAGUUGCGCUCGACAUAGCUGCUCGCGUCUAGUUAGCCCUAACCAUAAAUGAGAUGGAUACUAAUAUUGCAG